UGCGUGCGUGUGUGCGUGUGUGGGCAUACAUAAGCACACAUGCAUGUUUGUCCGCAAGAUGUGCAUGCUUGCUUUUUGUUUCAUCAUGCUAGUUUUUUUCUUGUGUUAGUGCAUACCUUGCUGAAAUUUUUGGAGCAUGAUCAUGCUUUUUCCUGAAGCUUUUCUUGUUGUUGGAGCUUAAUCUUAUUAUUUUUGUUUUCUCAUCUACUAUUGCUUACUAUUAUAUCCUUUGGAGCCAACCAUGCAGCUUGCAAGAUAUGGCUGCAAAUCCAUUCCAUGCACUUUUCUAUAUAGUGUUUAUGCUCUCAGCUUGUGCACUCUUCUCAAAGACUUGGAUAGAAGUCUCUGGAUCAUCAGCGAGAGAUGUGGCCAAGCAGCUUAAGGAACAACAAAUGGUGAUGCCUGGUCAUCGGGAGUCAAAUUUACAGAAGGAAUUGAACAGGUACAUCCCUACUGCGGCGGCUUUUGGUGGCAUGUGCAUUGGUGCGUUAACAGUUCUUGCAGAUUUCAUGGGGGCCAUUGGUUCUGGAACUGGUAUCCUGCUUGCCGUGACAAUCAUAUAUCAAUACUUUGAGACAUUUGAGAAGGAGAGAGCCAGUGAGCUUGGCUUCUUCGGCCUUUGAUCUCAAUACUUUGUGCUUGAGAUAUGUUAACCCUGAUAAGCCUAGUCACAAUUUUGAUUAGCUGAGACAGAUGUAAUCCAUGGUUUAGUGAUCUUUCUAUGAAAGGCUUUUAUGCUGCAAAACUUCUGUUGAUUAGGAAGCAUACGAUUUUUUUAGUCAAGACUAAUACUGAAUCGUUACCAUUCUUAAGUCUUCAUGCUAUCAUUG
Elaeis guineensis (African oil palm) is the source of this 830-nucleotide messenger RNA. The record is from RefSeq and is a predicted model, not a curated record. Lineage: Eukaryota; Viridiplantae; Streptophyta; Magnoliopsida; Arecales; Arecaceae.